Eruca vesicaria subsp. sativa (arugula) is the source of this 2547-nucleotide messenger RNA. Lineage: Eukaryota; Viridiplantae; Streptophyta; Magnoliopsida; Brassicales; Brassicaceae. The record is from the annotation of a GenBank genome assembly.
GAACACAAAACUCUCUUUGUCUUCAUUAUCUUUCUUCUCUUUGUUUCUUCUUUUUCUUCUUCUUCCUCAGAAACCAUGAAGAAAAAGACUUACAUUAUUCAGCUUCACCCUAACACCCAAGCAGCUAAAGCCUUUCCCUCAAAGUUAGAAUGGCAUCUUUCUUUUCUCCAAGAAUCUGUUCUAGGUGUUCAAGAAGAAGAAGGCUCUUCCCCUUCUUCACGGAUUCUCUACUCUUACGACUCUGCCAUGGAAGGAUUCUCAGCUCAGUUAACCGAAUCAGAAGCUGAAACCCUAAAAAACUUACCUGAAGUUGUUGCAGUAAGACCUGACCAUGUUCUCCAAGUUCAAACCACUUACUCUUACAAAUUCUUGGGACUCAACGGUCCUGGAAGCUCCAAUGUAUGGUCUAAAUCAAGAUCCGGUCAAGGCACAAUCAUCGGCGUUCUUGACACAGGAGUCUGGCCAGAGAGCCCUAGCUUUGACGAUACAGGGAUGCCUUCUAUCCCAAGUAAAUGGAAAGGUGUCUGCCAACAAGGAGAGAGUUUCACUUCCUCGAGCUGUAACCGUAAACUAAUCGGUGCAAGAUUCUUCAUCAGAGGCCACCGUGUAGCCAACUCUCCUUUAGAAUCACCAAACAUGCCACGCGAAUACAUAUCCGCAAGAGACUCAACAGGACACGGCACUCACACUGCUUCAACAGCUGGUGGCUCCUCUGUUUCUACAGCGAGUGUUCUUGGCAAUGGAGCUGGUGUAGCUCGUGGGAUGGCACCUGGAGCUCAUGUAGCUGUUUACAAAGUCUGUUGGUUCAAUGGUUGUUACAGCUCAGACAUUCUCGCAGCGAUAGAUGUAGCGAUUCAAGAUAAAGUCGAUGUUCUUUCACUCUCUCUUGGCGGUUUCCCUAUCCCUUUGUAUGAUGACACUAUAGCCAUUGGUACCUUCAGAGCCACGGAACAUGGGAUCGCUGUUGUCUGUGCUGCUGGUAACAACGGUCCUAUUACAAGCUCGGUUGCAAACACAGCUCCUUGGGUCUCAACGGUGGGAGCAGGGACGGUUGAUAGAAAGUUUCCAGGUGUGGUUAGGUUAGCUAAUGGGAAGCUACUCUACGGAGAGUCUUUGUAUCCAGGGAAAGGUUUAAAGAAAGCUGAGAGAGAGCUCGAAGUUGUUUACGUCACGGGGGGAGACAAAGGAAGUGAGUUUUGUCUCAGAGGUUCACUUCCAAAGGAGACAAUCCAAGGCAAGAUGGUGAUAUGUGACCGUGGAGUUAACGGAAGAUCAGAGAAAGGACAAGCCGUUAAAGAAGCUGGUGGUGUUGCGAUGAUCUUGGCCAACACUGAGAUUAACCAAGAGGAAGAUUCUGUAGACGUUCAUUUAAUCCCAUCUACGUUGAUAGGCUACGCAGAGUCUGUGAUUUUGAAAGGUUACGUGAAGGACACGGUAAAACCAAAAGCUAGGUUAAUUUUUGGUGGGACUGUUAUUGGGAGGUCAAGAGCGCCUGAAGUGGCUCAGUUCUCAGCGAGAGGACCGAGUUUGGCUAACCCUUCGAUACUUAAACCGGAUUUGAUCGCUCCCGGGGUUAAUAUCAUUGCAGCUUGGCCUCAGAAUCUUGGACCAACGGGGCUUCCUUAUGACUCAAGAAGAGUUAACUUCACUGUCAUGUCGGGAACUUCAAUGUCUUGUCCACAUGUUAGUGGAAUCACUGCUCUUAUCCGGUCUACGUAUCCGAACUGGUCUCCUGCUGCUAUCAGAUCAGCGUUGAUGACGACAGCUGAUUUGUAUGAUCGUAGAGGGAAAGAGAUAAGGGAUGGGAACAAACCAGCGGGUGUGUUUGCUAUUGGAGCAGGGCAUGUGAAUCCGGUUAAGGCGAUUAACCCGGGGUUGGUUUACGAUAUCGAACCGGUGGAUUACAUAGCUUACUUAUGUUCUAUUGGGUUUACAAGAUCAGAUAUCUUAGCAAUCACUCACAAGAACGUUAGCUGUGGUGUGAUACUGAGGAGAAGCCCUGGUUUUAGUCUUAAUUAUCCGUCCAUUUCUGUGGUUUUUAGAGGUGGGAAGAGUAAGGAGAUGAUCACAAGGCGUGUGACUAACGUUGGGAGUCCUAAGUCAAUCUACACUGUGAAUGUUAAGGCUCCUAAAGGGGUCAAUGUGAUUGUAAAGCCUAAGAGGCUUGUGUUUAGUCAUGUGGAGCAAACGUUGAGCUAUAGAGUUUGGUUUGUGUUGAAGAAGGGAAGUAAAGGAGAGAAGGUGGGUGCUAACUUUGCUGAUGGACAGUUGACUUGGGUCAACUCUAGGGAUUUGAUGCAGCGUGUUAGGAGUCCAAUCUCUGUGACUUUGAAGAAUCAUUGAGCUUUGUGUUCAGGAGUUUGUGUUAAGCCUCUCAAUGGUAGAUUUUAGGGUUUUUUAAGCUAUAAAAAACCUUAAGGAAGAGUAGUAAACAAUAAGGAAAGCUACACUUGAGUUGUGAGUGAAGUUGAUUUAUUGAUUGUUGUUGUUGUUAUUCUCAGCAUUAGCUGUAUUUCAUUUUUUUCAGAUUCUUAUAAAUGAAACUUU